AUGGACGAAGUGGAAAGAAGGCUUGAGGUGCUGGCUAACCAGCUAGCGCCUAAUGCUGAGGAGAUCAAGCAGCUAGUCCUCAAUCCUACAAGCCAGGAUCUGGUGGCGGGCGACCCCCUGAUGGCAGAGGAGGCGUAUGCGGUGCCGCUGCCGGAGACGCUGCAGCCGGAUGGCUCGUGGGACGUGUACAGGUCCUCGCUCUCCCCACGGAAGCUGCUCACCACCUUCCCAGAGCCGGACGAGCACGUGCACACGCUGUAUGACAAUUGGGAGACGGCAGUGGCGCGGUUUCCGCACGUGGCCGCCCUGGGCAGCCGCAAGCGCGACUCCAAGGGGGAGCUGGGGCCCUACACCUGGCUCACGUACUCGCAGGCGGGCGACAUCCGCACGGCCAUUGGGUCGGGGCUGCUGCACCUAGGGGUGUCCCCCAAGGCCAUGAUUGGGCUCUACUCUGUUAAUUGCAAAGAGUGGGUGCUGCUGGAUGCCGCGGCGCACGCCUACAGCAUGACCAGCGUACCCCUGUAUGACACCCUGGGGCCAGACGCUGUAGAGUUCAUCUGCAACCAUGCGGAGCUGUCUGUCGUGGGCUGCAGCACCGCGGUGCUGCCCACGCUCGCGUCCUGCCUCGCGCGCUGCCCCUCCAUCAAGCUGCUGGUGGUGUGGGGCGCGAGCGCGUCGCGGCUGCCAGAGCUGCCAGCAGACGCCAAGGCGCGGAUGGUCACUAUUGAGCAGGUUGAGUCCCUGGGCCGCCGCCACCCGCGCGCCCACGUGCCGCCGCGGCCCAGUGACCUGGCCACCAUCUGCUACACCAGCGGAACCACCGGCACGCCCAAGGGCGCGAUGCUGACUCACUCCAACCUGAUCGCCGACGCGGCCGGCACCGCGGCGCUGCUGGACGAGUUCCAGCCGGGGGACCGCCACAUCAGCUACCUCCCUCUGGCCCACAUCUACGAGAGAAACAACAUGACGAUGACGAUCCACAUGGGGGGCAGCAUCGGGUUCUACUCGGGCAACGUGCAGGAGCUGCUGGAUGACGUCAUGGUCCUCAAGCCCCACAUCUUUGUGAGUGUGCCGCGGCUGUGGAACCGGAUCUACGACAGAGUCAUGGGCGCCAUACGCGACGGCAACCCCAUGUCGCGCGCCCUGUUCGAGCGGGCGUACGCGUCCAAGAAGGCGGCGCUGGAGGCGGGUGACCUGGGUGGCGGGCGCUGGGGGCCGCUGUGGGACCGUCUUGUGUUCAGCAAGGUCAGGGCCAAGCUGGGGGGAGAGGUGAAGUACCUCACGACAGGCGCGUCCCCCAUCAGCGCGGAGGUGAUGCAGUUCCUGCGCAUCUGCUUCGGCUGCACCGUGCUGGAGGGCUACGGCAUGACUGAGACCAGCUGCACCAUAUCCCUCACGCGCCCUGACGACCCGACCAUCGGACACUGA
Monoraphidium neglectum is the source of this 1428-nucleotide messenger RNA. RefSeq lists its product as hypothetical. Gene Ontology annotation, cellular component: endoplasmic reticulum; membrane. NCBI's taxonomy places the organism in Eukaryota, Viridiplantae, Chlorophyta, Chlorophyceae, Sphaeropleales, Selenastraceae. The record is from RefSeq and is a predicted model, not a curated record. The coding region runs from base 1 to 1428 and encodes 475 amino acids. The transcript is spliced from 15 exons. Gene Ontology annotation, molecular function: long-chain fatty acid-CoA ligase activity.